UGUGUGAAUGCAAAAUAAGUCAUCGAUUGUGUGGUUAUUAUAAGUCAAAUGAUAUAUAAUUUUGGUUGUAUUUUAUGGUUAUAUGUUAUGGGCGUCGGUAGUGAUGGUGUUAAGAUUGUACGGCACAUCCGUGUAUAAUAUGGCCGACCGGAGCACAGGGUGUGUGUAGUGCUCGCCAUCUGCCAGUAUGUGAGGGCUCGGCGUUGUGUUUGUGAGUGGCUGUCAGUCAGCACUGGAAUGACUGUAUUACUGAAUCGUUGGUAAGACUCCUGACGCGGGCGGCGAUUGGCUGGCAUUGGUUGUGGCACUGGUAUGGUAUGAGCACUACUGUUAGGAGCGCUCGCGUAUACCGUCUCUCCCUCUCUCUCUAUAUAUGCGAGCACUGGUAGUGCAGUGUAGCGGCAAAUACAUUGACUCAAUGAUAUGACUGUAAUAUGAAAAAGUAUUGAAUGUUAUGAGCCGUAUGACUGUUAUAGUAAUUAAUACUUUAGUCGAACAUUUGGUACUUUAUAUUGAUAUGAUUGCCGGCGAUAAGUGCCUCGUAUAGAGUCGUUCGUCGCCGUAAUUCGCGUUCACUUUACUAAUGGCCAGAAGGGAUGUGCAGUCAAUGGACGGACUCUAUAAUAGGCGGUGACCUAUAUUUAUAGGCAGACAGAGAGUACAGUCCGCACUACACGACAUCCCUUACAACCAUUUGGACGACAUUUUGACCAAAUUAUCGAAAGUGAAGACGUGGUAAAUAUCAAGAUGUCGAGCAAAUCGGGUAUUCGGUCGCUGGUCUGCGAUGCUAACGGAAUAAUAGUGGCCGAAAUGGUCUAUCGGUGUAUGAUAUGUUCGGCCAUUAAUGAAGGUCUGGAGGACGCGCAACGACACUAUCAAAUGGAGCACAUCGAUGAUAAUGGCGUCGAAAAGAACUCAAGUCAACCAUUAAUGGCAAUGGACAGCGACCUCGAGGACGAAGAUGACCUCUCAAUGAACUUUGAAGAGUCAAUGUAUGAGGAAAUGGAUGGCAAUCAGGUCGCCACCAACUCAGUCACGGUUAUGAAUCAGUUUGAUAACAGACCAAAUAAGCCGAUGAAUUUCGCUCAGCCCUCAAAUUUUAUGAUGGCUGGUUCACCAUAUGAUAGUCCAGCACCAGUUAAACCGUCACCAAAGAGAGUCGGCGGAGGAUUUGUGACCUGCGAAGUAUGUGGACUAACCAAAUACUAUUCACACAUAUCUCGACGAUACGGAGUCUUCAGUUGCGAAAGUUGUGCGAAGUUUUUCUACAGAUAUCUAUUAAAGCCAUCGAAGUUCACGUGUGCUAAUAAUGGUAACUGUUCGCUGAAAAUUGAUGUACCCGGCGGUCGAUGUAAAGCAUGUUUAUUACAAGCGUGCCUUCAAAAGUAUAUUAUUGAUCCUAAAAAGCACCCGAAAAUAUUUAACCGAACCCCCGGAAGUGAUGGCGGUGGAGAUGGAUUGGGUGGUCUCAGUCAGAUUCCGGCCAAUGUUCAGAUAAAGAUCAAUCCAAAGCCUAGUAAAGUGGUAAUAAAACCGAACAUCAAGAAGGAACCUCCAAUAUCAUUGGAUCCAACAGAAAUUAAUAUGAAUAUUAAUUUGGACGACCCAACAACAGUUCCAUUACCACCACUGACUAUAACCCCUAAACCUGCCACAAACGGUAUUGUAAUUAAGGCCAAUCCUGGAGGUUCUGGCAAACGUAAGCAGCAGUUUAAUGAAGAUGGAACAGCUGUUCCUCGAAGUCGUCGAAUUGGAUGUCGCGAGUGUCCCGGCUGUUUGGCUGAUGACUGUGGACAAUGUUUGUAUUGUUUGGACAAACCUAAGUUUGGGGGCAAUGACGUGAAAAAGCAGCGCUGCAUAAAAAGGCGGUGCCAUAGAGCUAACUUCUCGACUAACCCGUAAUACAUUUCAUUUUAGUAGACACCACACCUUUCACUACUGUCUAACAGAUGAGAUAGUGAGGCUUCUCAUGAGUCGGUAAUUGAGUAAACAAUUUUUUGGACUUUAUUUAAUUAUUAUUAUUAUUGAUAUAAAUUAUGGUUAUAUUAAUGUUUUUAUUUUGAUUAUAAUUAUUAUUUCCUCAUAUAUACAACAGUUUAGAAUUAAAUAUUUAUUUUGAUUUCUAAACGACUCAUCGAUUAUAUAUAAAAUAUUUCAUUAAAUUAGAGGCUUUGCUAAAUAAAACCAAGUUAUUGUUUUUAAUAAAGGGUUAAUUAAUUAACGCUUUUAUUAAUAAAUUUAAUUAAAAGUUAGUAAUACUAUAUUAUA
Oppia nitens is the source of this 2268-nucleotide messenger RNA. RefSeq lists its product as uncharacterized. The record is from RefSeq and is a predicted model, not a curated record. The transcript is spliced from 5 exons. Gene Ontology annotation, biological process: anatomical structure development; cell differentiation; regulation of transcription by RNA polymerase II. NCBI's taxonomy places the organism in Eukaryota, Metazoa, Arthropoda, Arachnida, Sarcoptiformes, Oppiidae. Gene Ontology annotation, molecular function: zinc ion binding; RNA polymerase II cis-regulatory region sequence-specific DNA binding; nuclear receptor activity. The coding region runs from base 748 to 1902 and encodes 384 amino acids.